Molecule: messenger RNA, 2717 nt
Organism: Leucoraja erinaceus (little skate)
Lineage: Eukaryota; Metazoa; Chordata; Chondrichthyes; Rajiformes; Rajidae
Product: platelet glycoprotein IX-like
Exons: 2
Coding region: 86-694 (202 amino acids)
Molecular function (GO): protein binding
Source: RefSeq, a predicted model, not a curated record
UGUGUUUCAUAUUUACUGCUCAGUCCUGAGACUUUACUUAACCAACAAAAAUAAAAAAGUAUCUGGACUGCAAGCGCCGCCCAAGAUGUUGGCCUUUGCUGUGUCAGCGUUAUUUUUCUUCCUCGAUUUGCCAAGUGUGGAAUUGUGUCCAGUACCCUGCGAAUGCACAGAACUCCGUGACCAUGGCUUCAGAGUUGACUGCAGCUCCAAACUUCUGAAGGAAAUUCCUGUUCUUCCUGAAAACACAAUUGAACUUCACCUACAGGAGAACCACCUCACCACUGUUGCUCCAGGCAAGUUCGACAAGCUUCACAACCUGAGAAAGUUAGACCUUUCCUCCAAUCCAUGGAACUGUGAUUGCCACAUUGCAUACCUCAAACACUGGCUCGAAGAUCAAAAGCUCAUUUCUGAUUCAUCUGUUCUUUGUUCAACUCCUGCUGUAAUUAACGGCAAACAUAUAUUGAACCUAACCGGCAAUGAGUAUCCUGCCUGUAAGAACCAUGAAUUGAUCCUUUGUAAAUCAAUUCUUCACAGAAAUAUCGGUAUUUUUGCUGUAUCGUUGCUUGUUUUUCUUUUGUUAGCAUGUGCUGUUCGCAUUGCAAAGUACUUGAGCUACCGGGUUUUCAUGGCAGAAUGCCCCUUAAGAUCAAACAGUCAACGGAAAAGUGGCAGGGGAAAUGAAUUUUGCAAAUAAAACAUUUUUUUCAAUAUUCUCUAUAAAGUACAACCCCUUAGAGAACUACAAUUCUAGAUUAUAGAAACAUAUAAUCAUAUAAAAUAGGUGCAGGAGUAGGCCAUUCGGCCCUUCGAACCAGCGCCAUUCAAUACGAUCAUGGCUGAUCAUCUAAAGUCAAUAGCCCAUUCAUGCUUUCUCCCCAUAUCCCUUGAUUCCCUCUGCCCUAAGAGCUAAAUAUAACUUUGUUUAGAAAUAAUGAAAGUUUUGUUAUAUGUAUAAUACUCAGAGGGCAAUGUGGGAGGGGCUUGAACUUUGAAAUCAUUGAGAAGAAGGGUCUUGACCCAAAACGUCAUCUAUUCCUUCUCUCCAUAGAAGCUGCCUGUCCCGCUGAGUUACUCCAGCUUUUUGUGUCUAUCUUCGGUUUAAACCAGCAUCUGCAGUUGGUUCCCACACAGGAAGAUAAACUAAUUUGCCUGUUUUAUUGCACAAAUGAUUCAUAAUGAAUUUCCAACUCUGCAUCUUUUUGCCUUUUGUUUGACUGCAUCAUGUGUUCUACCUGAGACCUACUCCCCAAACGGAUUACUCUGAAUUUCCAUACUCAAAUCCUCUGGUUCCCUGACUUUGCUUGUAGUUGCAGAAUCAAGCUCCCCAUCAUUUCAAAUCAUAUUCUUUCUCAAGCGUCAGAGAUCCUCUCUAUCAGAAUGGGCAGCACGACACUGCAGCGGUAGAGUUGCUGCCUUAUGCCACUGACCCACUUAGGAAACCUGAACGGAAACCUCUGGAGACUUUGCGCCCCACCCAAGGUUUCUGUGCGGUUCCCGGAGGUUGCCGGUGGUUGCCGGAGGUUGCAGGUAGUGGAAGCAGGUAGGGAGACUGACAAAAGCCUCCGGAAACCGCACGGAAACCUUGAGUGGGGCACAAAGUCUCCAGAGGUUUCCGUUCAGGUUUCCUAGGUGGGACAGGGGCAUAAUAGCGCCAGAGACUCAAGUUUGAUCCUGACUAUGGCUGCUAUGGAGUUUGUACAUUCUCCCCGUGGCCUGAGUGGGUUUUCUCCAGGAGCUCCGGUUUCCUCCCACACUCCAAAAACACACAGGUUUGUAGGCUAACUGGCCUGGUAAAAUUGUAAACUGUCCCUAGUGUAUAUAGGACAGUGUUAGUGUGUGGAGUUCGCUGGUCGUUGUGGACUCGGUGUUUCCGCGGUGUAUAUCUAAACUAAACCAAAUUAAACUAAAUAAACUAAAAUGUAUCAUGUAAUUAUAAAAUAAACUCACACUUUGCAGUGGUAUCACUUUUUUUUAAACCUUGGGAGAAAUGUUUGUAUAAUGGUGAUGUUACUAAUAAUUGGGAAAUGAAGACUUAAUGAUAUAGAAAACCAGCUUCAAUAUAAAUACGAGCAUCAGAGCAAGGGUGAGGGAGUACUAGAAAGGGUGCAGGGAGUUUUUUUUGUGAAUAUUGGUUAGAAUGAAGAAUUUAUAGCCAUGGGGAAUGUUUAAUUUAAGGUUGUUUUCUUUGAUAUACAGUAAUACACAGGAAAUAUACAGUAAACCCUUGUUAUUACAGACCUUUAGGAUGGAUUUCGGUUGUAGCGGACUGUAUCUUUAAGAAUACAGGCUUACACUGUGGAGGUCACUGAAAUUGUCAAGCCAUUGAAAUUGAUAAGGCGUAGAAAUUGCCAAGGCAUUGGAAUUGAUAAGGCGUAGGAAUUGCCAAGGCAUUGGAAUUGACACACAAUCUCUUCGAUUGACACCUAACGCCAUUGAACAAUGCAUCAAAACAGUAUUUUCAGCUUGCAGUACAAAAAUACAUUUUUAGCUGUUGAGAACGUUGAAUAUUCAGCAGGUUAGGCAUGUUAGUGUCUUUGGAAGGAGAAUCAGAGUUACAUUUAAGGUCAAUGUCCUUUUGCCCUGGUGGGCAGCUGUUUGUGGGAAUCUCACUUGGAGUGGGACAGGGUUACCUCACCCCGCCACACAGCCACCACAUGCUCUCAGUCUCUGAAUCCAGGAAUCUGCAGCAGGGGCAGUAGUCAUUUGCCCAUGUGGUG